Messenger RNA from Gongylonema pulchrum, 327 nucleotides. NCBI's taxonomy places the organism in Eukaryota, Metazoa, Nematoda, Chromadorea, Rhabditida, Gongylonematidae. The record is from the annotation of a GenBank genome assembly.
UUAUUCUCAUACGGUGACUAUUGUAAGCAGUCCGGCAAUCUGACCGGUGAGUUCGUAGAUUUGGUGAAUGAUCCGAACUCACGUGGAACAAUUUUGCUUGCAUUUGGGACAAUUCUGGACUGGAAAGAAGCCCCAGCUGAGCGGCGUGAAGCUUUCGCCAUAGCUCUCAAUAAACUCCCGGAUUACCGUAUUAUAUGGGCAUGUCGCCGGUGUCCAGCUAUGAAUCUCGGCAGACACAUUCGAUUGUUAGACUGGGUGCCACAGCAGGAGAUACUCAGUCAUCCGCGCACCAAGCUUUUCAUCACUCACGGAGGACUGAAGAGGUAA